AUAUAGCUGCCUACACUAUGCGUGAGCAAUACUACAUCGUCAAGACCCGUAAUCAAACAGUACAUGAGUUUAGAGGAAAGAUGAACAAGUGCUUGCGUUCUCCGUUUCGUAGGGAAUGUGUCUGUAUUGAUCUUCCAUAUGGCUUUCGAUAACAAUCAGUGCGCAUGACAGUCGGCUGCAGUGCGGAAGCGCUAAAAACGUGAGACAACACAGUGGACAGGUGCCAGAACACACGGACACCAUUUUAACAAGCUGAGUAGGCCGACAGCAGUGAUGUCCAACAGUCUAUAACAGGUGCAGACUUUGAUGAUAGACAGCGGAGCUAUGAUGUUGUAUAGCUUCUAGUCAUAAUCUACCCCGACACAUACCAACACAUCUCGACACAUAAACAUGUCGCAAGCCCCAGUACGCCUCAGUGGAGAACAGAUCGAUGGCUCCAUGCCAGUACGAGAUUGGGGGUCAUUUGUCCGAUCACACGCCCCAAGUGAUGCUGAACUCUCAGAUCACAGAAAACAAGGGUCAGUGUACAUUGGAUUACAGUUACCACGACGACGUCAUCGUCGUAGACAUCAUAAACACCAUAGACGAGAGCCAGGGGAUCAGAGAAUUCCCAAAGAAGACAUCACUGAUGAACCUGAUGUUGAAAAUGACAUUACAAAGUCAGCCACGCCCCCCUCCCAGCGAGUCCAGUACAUCCUCGGUGAGGAGGAAGAGGAUGAAGAACAUCGUGCCCACGACCUCUUCUGUGAGAUGGCCGAACUAUUUUUCCAUGGCGAUGAGAUGGAGUGGAAGGAAACUGCCAGAUGGGUGAAAUUUGAGGAGGAUGUUGAGGAGGGUGGAGAGAGGUGGUCGAAGCCUCAUGUGGCCACGCUGUCUCUCCACUCCCUGUUCGAACUCCGAUGCUGUAUUAUGACAGGCACCAUCAUACUGGACAUGGAUGCUGUCAACAUUGAACAGGUCACAGAUAUGAUUCUGGACAAUAUGAUUGCAUCAAAACAACUAGAAGAAACACUAAAGGACCAGGUACGUGAUGUCAUCCUCUGCCGACAUCAUCAUCAGAACGAGAAACGUCAUCGACGUGAUGACAACUCCAGCAAAAUCCACCUGCCAAUCAUCCGUUCCCUGGCUGACAUUGGAAAAAAGUAUUCCGAGCCAAAAGGACUCGCUCAUCAGGGAGGUGAGCCAGUUAGUGGAGAUCAACUAAAUCCAGUUGAUGACCGUAUUGGAGCCAAAAGUACACCCAACAUGUUACGUGUGGCCAGCAAUGCGAGUGGUGGUGGGGAGACAACUGAGGGUGGCAACAAUCUCCCGUCCAACAACUCGUUCGUUCACUCUCACCAUACAGACAUCCCAGAGAAUGCAUCUCACAAGGCUGGGACAAAUUCUGUGGACAAAACACAUAUGAAUCUGCACUUCAUGAAGAAGAUCCCCCCUGGUGCUGAGGCCUCCAACAUCCUUGUAGGAGAGGUGGACUUUCUCAAUCACCAGAUUGUCGGCUUCGUCCGCCUCACCAAGGCAGUCCUACUGGGGGACCUCACUGAGGUGCCAGUGCCAACACGGUUCCUGUUCGUGCUUCUUGGGCCGACCGGAAACCAGAAUAAGUAUCAUGAGCUUGGACGGUCUAUUGCAACUCUCAUGUCUGAUGAGAUUUUCCACGAUGUGGCCUACCAUGCCAGAAAUAAAGAGGAUUUGCUGGCUGGCAUUGAUGAGUUCUUGGACCAGGUGACGGUGCUGCCACCUGGCGAGUGGGACCCAAGCAUCCGUAUCGAGCCCCCAACCAACGUACCGUCCCAGGAAGGCAGGAAGACAGCCUCAGCUGGCCCUCCACAGCCAAAUGGCAAAGUGAUCAUUGAAGAGGAGGCAGACGAACACAACGACCCAACACUGCAAAGAACUGGCAGGAUAUUUGGUGGCCUGCGAGACGACAUUGCACGGAAAUUUCCAUAUUGGGCGAGUGACUUCAAGGAUGCACUCAGUGUACAGUGUAUAGCAUCCUUCAUUUUCCUCUACUUCGCCUGUUUGACACCAAUCAUCACUUUUGGAGGGCUGCUCGCUGAUGCCACUGACAACAACAUGGCAGCUCUUGAAAGUAUCCUGGCCGGUGCCAUCUGUGGAAUUGUGUACUCACUGUUUGCUGGGCAACCCCUCACUAUACUGGGUAGCACAGGACCUGUGCUGGUGUUUGAGACCAUCCUCAACCACUUCUGUCAUGAGAAUGAUCUAGACUACCUCCAGCUGCGAUUGUGGAUUGGUUUGUGGACUGGGAUCAUCCUCAUAUUUAUGGUAGCCUUCGAUCUCAGCGCCCUGGUCCGAUACAUAACCCGCUUCACAGAAGAAAGCUUUGCUGCCCUCAUUUCCCUUAUCUUCAUUAUCGAGGCUUUCAAGAAGCUGUUUCACAUCCUGGACGAGGACCCUGUCAACCUCAAACCAGACGAUCCUCUGGACUAUAGGUGUUUCUGCAUACCUGUAAAUACUACAUAUAACGUCACCAGUGAAUGGUUUAACCGUUCCAAGCCCACAGUGUACCUGGAUGAGAACCAAACCUUAUUGUUAAACUGGGACACUCUUAUGAAAGACAACUGUUCUAAGUUCAAUGGAACCAUGGAGGGCCCAGGAUGUGGCGUUCCUAAUUACGUUGCUGACGUCUUCUUCUUCUCCUUUAUUCUCUUUCUGGGGACUUUCACGAUUGCAAUGGUGCUGAAGAUGUCGCGCAACAGCUCAUUCUUCCCCACAAUGGUGCGGUCUGUUGUAAGUGACUUCGCUGUACUUAUCGCCAUCGUCGCCAUGCUUGUUGUUGACAUUGUUGUGGGUCUCAACACCCCCAAACUAGAAGUACCAGAAACAUUCGCUCCAACGAAUCCCAACAGGAACUGGGUGGUGUCGCCUAUUGGUCGCAACCCCUGGUGGACAGCGAUAGCAGCAGUCAUCCCCGCUCUCGCCACCAUCCUCAUCUUCAUGGAUCAGCAGAUCACCGCCGUCAUUGUCAACAGGAAGGAGAAUAAGCUGGUGAAAGGUCAUGGCUACCACCUUGAUCUGCUGCUUGUGGCAGCUCUGAUCAUUGUAAACUCCUUCAUGGGCUUGCCCUGGUUCGUUGCUGCCACCGUGCUCUCCAUCAACCAUGUCAACAGUUUGAAGAAGGAGUCGCAGUGCUCAGCCCCAGGGGAGAAACCCAGGUUCCUGGGGGUCAGGGAACAGAGAGUCACAGGAGUCAUGAUCUUCUUGAUGAUCGGCCUCUCUGUGCUUCUCACGUCCAUCCUCAAGUAUAUCCCCAUGCCGAUUCUGUAUGGUGUGUUCCUGUACAUGGGUGUGUCCUCACCGGGCAUGGAGCUGGUGGACCGUGUGAUGAUCCUCUUCAUGCCGGCCAAGUACCAGACUGACCUCAUGUACCUGCGACAUGUGCGCAUUGGAAGGGUUCAUAUGUUUACAGCAGUUCAGAUUCUCUGUCUGUCUAUUCUGUGGGUCAUCAAGACUAUCAAGAAAAUAUCCAUUGCUUUUCCAAUAAUGGUGCUGGCCAUGUGCUUUGUGAGGAAAGGCAUGGACUAUGUCUUCACCCAACGUGAACUCAAGUGGCUGGACGACAUCAUGCCCGAGUCCCACAAGCGGGCACAGGAGGACGAGGAAAAACAGAAGGAGGAGGAGAGAUUAAGCAUGGUGGAUGGAGUGGGUGGUGGCAUGACCGGAAACUCUUUCACCAUGGCAAUAUCCACGGAUCCUAACCUCGACUCGGUGAAUAUCUCUGAGGAGAUGGCCAAGACUGCCCUGUGGAAGACCAUUGUAGCCAACGACUCCUCCUCCAACCUCAUCUCUGAUGUGGAGCACCGAUCCAGCUCCAAGAAGAAGAAGAAGCAUGGCAAGAAGAAGCACAGUGAGAAAGACCACGAGUCUCUUCCACCAAUCCCAGGCAGCCCACAGGCCGUGUCAGAGGAGGACGAAGAGGAAGAGGAACACCCACGGUCACCACCAAAGAAGAAGGGUCAUCCAGUUAAAUUUUACAUCGAUGAUGAUGGCCCAGAAGAGAAAGAAUCUCUAAUUAAGACCCCACAAAUUGUUGUGGACCCUCCAAGUGACAUUGGGAACUUGAGUUCUCCAGAUAAUGAGGAUACUAAAGUGUAAAUAAGUUUUCUUUAGGUCAACUUGUUUUGUAUAUAGUAGAACUAACCCAAGUUUUGGAAUGUGUGGAAGGGCGAUAACUGAUAAUCAAAGGGGGGUAACUCCAAUAGUUAAUCAGGUGAUGAAAACUGCAUUGUCGAAAUGAGUGAUGUUAAAGAGGCUAUGCAUCAGUAGUGUGAAUGUAACACAUGAGUGCUGUCAAGGUCAAUGAAUUCAUAAUGCCUCCUUGUAGUAUUUGAAUGUCAAGGUCAUGGCUCGACCUACUUAUGGUAAUGGACUGCUGAUCGAGAAUUGCAAGCGAUAACAUCAGUGAAUGUUUCGUGAAACUGCAAGUGGGUGACUCAACAAGCCCUGACAUAUAUCACACAAAUUCAUCAAAAGGUUUUCGUUUGUUUCAAAACAUUGUGCUGAUAGUCACUUUCAGUUAAGACUGUCACCUGUUGGGUGCUGCAACAGUUUUUAAAGGCUGUGUCUGAUUCUGCAAGGUUUGAAGUGCAGAUUAACUCUGAGGAUGAUCCCUGGACUUCAUACCAGUGCUCACAGAUUCACCCCGAAAAUCUACAACCUAUAUUAUGUUGGGCUAUCCAUUCAUAUGAAGCUGACAAUGUGAUAUUACAUCCCAUUGGGUGUUCAGCCCAAAUUUGUAUAUUCAAUCAAAACUCAUUUGAGUUUUCAAGCCAGUGCUACACCCAUCGAAAUUUCCAGUCAUCUGGACGUUCAGUGACAUACGUUUUGAGAUAUUUUAAGACUCAAGUUACAAGUGUUCACUGUUGUUACUAAGAGCAAGGUGUGGAGAGAAAAGUGCUAUAUUCUUCUUAAAGCAAAGCCUUGCCUUCAGGUUCUGGAUAGUUUCUGGACUUGGUGUGGUAACCAGUAACUUGUUGCCCAAGUUGUAUUAAGGACUGUCGAAGAUGAAUCAUAAGAUACAUAUGGUCCUUGUUCAAGAGAGUUACUGCACCAAUUUACAUCAAACUUGGUGACAAUAUUUUGAAACAAACUGGAACAAAUAGUGGAAUGUUGUAUGUUGACAAAUGGUUUUUAUUCCUUGUUUUAUCUCCAUGGUUUUUAGUUUAUGAACCUGCUGUAAAUCUGCAUUAAUUAUAAAAAAAAAUAUUUAAUUUUAUCCAUAGUAAGGCAAACAUGUUUUAUGUACGUUUUCCAGAAUUAUUGUGUCAAUUUGCAUUUGAUUACCAGAUUUCAAGAACUGAAACUCUGUAAUUGAAGGGAAGGAGAAUGACAAGUCACCAUUUGCUGGCUACCCAAGCCAUUUUGAUGGUUUAAGAAUUAGUAUGUGAAUAUUUUAAACUUGUUUGCUUUUAUCUUCACUGGUUUUAUGAUGUUUUUAAAUCAAUCUCACAUAAAUCAGAUCUUUAUCAUGUUGAUUCACAAAUGGUGAUUAACCGAAACCUGCAACAAAUCCAGAUAUACCUUGUAUUGUGAUCCAUUGUGGAAGCAGAUGGUUGGGCUUUCAGAAUUGACCUGGUGAAUCUGAUUUUAAUAGAUUGUUCUCAGAACGAUUUAGAGCAGCUUCAUAUUUCUUGUGAUGUUCAUUGUCUCAUAUUACAUUUGCCAAAACAUUUUUGUCCAUAGAGCAUAAGUCAUAUUAUUUUCGUAUGGGUGUAACAAACGGUGAUCAGAUUGUUAUGCAUAAGUUAUAAGCUAUCACAUUUAUCAUAAUACAAGUCAUAUAUUAGUAUUUUCUGUAUGGGCAAGAUCUGACUGUAACUGAUCUUGUCAAGAAGCUUGAGGGACUAGUUUAAAUUCUGUCUGUACAGACAAUCUCCAGUCCUGGAGUUCCCAGUUAUGCUACUUUAUCCAUGGAAAUUAAUAGUAAAUCAAAACGUGUUGAGCAAGGAAUAUUGUGUUGGUGGAAUAUUGUGUAACUGUGCAUGGAAUGUUGAAACUUAUUUUUAAGAAUGAAGAAAAUCAUUUUCUUUGGGGAUACAAUCAUUCUGGGGAUGGAAUAUAGCUGGACUCGUCCUGGAGGAUCCUCUGAAUCUUCUUAGGGCCUGUUGUAUCAGGGAUGUUAAUUUAUGGCCCAGUGAGGCAAUUUGUCAGUUGGUUGUGGUGUUCUUAACAUGUAUGGAUAAAUGCUCUUUAUUCAAUAUCUGAGGGCCUGCCUCCAUGGCCUUGUGGAUAAGUGUUUGAAGGUGGUUUGAUCCCUGGUCAUGGUACUUUAUGUUGCCCUGCCUGGUCUGUCUUGACUCUGAAUACAGUAAUACAGUGUGGUGUCUCAGUGUUUAGCUGUGGGCUGGAACCAUCAAACCAGCUUCAGCAUGGACUGGUACAAGCAAGCAGGGUGAACGUUACGACAACCUUGGAGGGGUGGUGGGGUAGCAUAGUGGUUAAAAUGUUUGCUUGUCACGCCGAAGACCGGGUUCGAUUCCCGACAUGGGCACAUUAUGUGAAGCCCAUUUCUGGUGUCCCUGCCGUGAUAUUGCUGGAAUGUUGCUAAAAGCAGCAUAGAACUAAACUCACUCACUCUAACAACCUUGGACAUGGCCAGAACCCAAUUUCUCCAUACCUCUGCUCAAUAUCUGAGCAAUGGGAUUGCACCAGCAAAGAUUAAUGACUCUCAAUGUAUGAUCAUCAUUGGGUUAGGGUGUCAUGGAUAUUUGAAUCAACAAGUUUGGGGCUAAAUAGUUAAAUGAUGCAGUUCAAGAAUUCCAAGAAACAUGUUAACUCUCUGGCCUAAAGGGGUGGUGGGGUAGUCUAGUGGUUAAAGCGUUGGCUCGUCACCCCGAAGACCCGGGUUCGAUUCCCCACAUGGGCACAAUGUGUGAAGCCUAUUUCUGGUGUCCCCCGCCGUGAUAUUGCUGGAAUGUUGCUAAACGCGGCGUAAAACUAAACUCAGUCUCUGGCCUAAAUAUCAUGGCUACAUGGUUCUAUUACAUAUUUUAUUUAUCUACAAAUAGUUAUGUACAGUUCUGAAUAUGUGUCACCUGCAACGACUGAGCAUAAAUUUUAGGUAAGAAUGAAAUAAUUUAUUGGCUCAAGCAUGUUAUAAAAUUAUUUACUUUGUUUAAAUGAAGUUUAAAAUGGGAUAUGAACUUGUUUUUUAAAUUUGGGAUUUAAAUCUCACUGUAGGUUUCUCUUAUUUUAACACUGAACUGAGUGCUUUGGGUCAAUAUGUAGGCUAUCGAUAUAUUCAUAUGCAUGGUUUUUGUGAAAAAGCUUAAAAUGGAAAUUUGAUUAUUAUCAGAAUCAUGCAAUCAUCAUUGCUGUGGUAGAGUUGUGAUCCAUGGUGUCAAGUGUAUGGUUAAGAUACCUUGCCGUGUACCGGAUACACAGGAUGUCAUAGCCGCUCACUGUUGGAACAUGACAGAAGAACAUUAUGUUGCUCACAGCUCAUGUUCAGUUGUCCUUUGUUGUUGACUAUGACAUGAUGGAGAGUUGAACGUGUUGGUAAAAAAUGUAGCGUAAAAUAUUGCUUUUGUAGAUUUUGUAUAAAAAGACAAUCCAGAUUGACGAUGGCUUUAUGUUUGCUUGUUUUAUUGAAAACAGAACAGGCAAGACACGUGUAUGAACCUUUUUAUCUGUGUGUUUUCUUGUGCAAUUUUUGUGACGCAUCUUCAUCUGCAGUGCAAUCCAAACAUACUGCAGUUCACUUGUAGACCAUUUUUUCUGUUGUCAUUUUUCUUUGUUUUAAUUUUUCUGUUUUUACCUUUACACUGAAUGUAGAGUUGGUUGUGAGGGGUGCUGAUCAUCGUCUUGUCAAUUCAUUCUGUCUGUUAACAUUUCCCUCUGGGCCAUAAUUAAUCAUUAAUAUUACAUUAGGGAAAACAUUUCACACGUAAGAACUUUAUGGUGUAAAGGCGCCUGUGGCUUAUUUUUUGUUUUUAAAUGCCUUUGGCAUGGAAUCUGUUAUGAUGUAAUCUCAAAACCGUUCCAUAUUUUUAUUAAUGACAGUUUGCCAGACCACAGGGAAUGUGAUGACUUUGAUGUAAGCGUGUUCGAUAGUCAGUCUUUUUAAGUAUUAUUUUAUUUUGUAACUUAACAUUGAAAUCCAUUUUUUAUUUUUUCAGUAAUUCCUUUUGUGAGGAUUGCAAUAUUUUGUGCUUUUCACUUAAAUUAAAAGUGUUAAGUGUAUUGGACUUUACUUUUAGCAGCUGUUCUAAUAUUCUAUGUUGAUCAUGUUCUGUAUAUUUCAGUGUCAAUUCACAAUGACUAAUAUUAUGUUUUCUUGUAGGCUUUGGUUCUCCGUGAAACGUGUCUGUGUGUUGUGUUUUGGAUGUAUUUUCAUUUUGUAGAUUCUCUAGUCAGUAUGUUAUUUACAUAAUUAGUAAAAUUCUGCUUUUCCGUGACAAUUAGGGUAGUUAUGUCAGAAAAUAAUUCUUAGUCUGUCUCAAUAGGCAAUAUUAACUUUAAUCUUUUUGUUUAGAUGGAAGGAUGAUGUUCAAAAUAGUAUUCAGCGUUAUGAAGCAUCUUAUUGUGGGUGUCAUCAGGAAAGUGAACAUCAAUAUUUUGAAAUUAGCCGAAGUUGAAACUUGGUCGUUCUUGCAAACAUAAUUUGCUGUGGAAGAUAAACUUGCAAGAAACAUAAUCAGGUUGAGUGAAUAUAUUUGUUAUGCUGUACAAAUGCUAGUUAGAAGUUGUGUUGUGGAAAGCAUUAUCCUACAGUAAAACAGGCACAAUAUUUCUUUCAAAAUAUGAAGUAUGGUGAUCACGAGGGUCUUAACACGAAGAUAUGUAUGAACUAUAGGGGUGUUUGUAUUCUCAGCCUGAACCAAACUGGAUGAGGAAAUGUUUAUCAAGAUGUGGCCGAUGUGAUUGAACAGCCAUAUAUGCAAUUGCUGUACAUCAGACAUUAUCGAUUUUAUUACUUGUAUAACAGUGCUUAUUGAUGUCUUGUGGUUUUGUUAUCUCUACAUUGUCAUGUGUCUAUAAGAUGUUGUUCACAAUCACACAAUAUAUUGUUGGCCUUUUGUUUAUCAAUUUGAUAGUGAUAUCUGUUUUGGUUUAAAGAUUUCAAUUUUUUUUCCUACUCCAGUUUUAGAAUGUUGUAGGCAGCAUAAGUUCCUGCCGACUCGGUGGGUGAAAUACGCCAACAGACCCCUUCCAGGGGAAGAUUGAUUAAGCCGUGCGAGUGGGUUCAUUAUCCGCAGUGAAUCAGCAACGACUAGGCCAUGAAUCAGCAGAUGAUAAAUUCCCUUGUCUAGCUACCUCGAUUAAGUUUGUUUGUGUUUUCAGAUUUAGACGGCAGCAAAAUAAACUCAAAUUUCUAAGCCAUGGUGUUCAUAUUCACAAGAAAUUUGAUUUUGAUUUUCCUGUGAUAAAUAGCGUGGGGGUCAAGUCACUGCAAUGUUGAAACAAUUGUAAAUCUUUCAUAGGGAGGAUUUGUUGUUGUUUUCAUAUUCACGCUUUAUACCAGUGACUCCGAUCCCAACUAUUUCACAUUGUACAUAUGCCACGAAUGUUGAAUGUUUUUGAAGGGGGUAUGCAUUUAUUAGUCUUUUGUCCUGAGAGAAUAGUGCUGUUUGAUUCUCGUUAUGUGUGUCAAAUCACUUAGUUUUCAUUUAUUGAUUUUGUGCAUAAUUUUAUGGUAAACUUGAUCAGUGGAUGUAUACUAGUGAAAGGAAGUUACAGAACACUGGACUGUUUCAUACAUCAUGACAGAUUAUACAGUAUAACAGAUUAAUAAUAGUAUACGGAAGUGUCAAGUGUUCCUUAACUUCUUCUCGAUAGGAUAUUUUUCUGUGACACCAUGCUGCAUCUUGUCAACAUUUUUAUAUUAUGUGAAAAAAACAUAGGCCUUUGAUGAUGUCAAAAUUCCAUCACAGGUAUUUUUACCACUGAACUAUUUCUGAUGGAAACAAAUUAGAUUUUAACAAACGGUUUGGCCAACUGAGGACAUCCUCUUUUAUCCAGUGUGAUAUAUUUCUCCAUCCUGUUAUGACCCGUCACUCAGCUUCUGAUCUGUUUAGCUGGAAGCCAGCAGUCGAGUCUUAAUAGCAUGUAGAACACACAGGAAAAUGAAUUGGGAACACACAAGACUGCUGCUCUGGAGAAAGACUAGUAAUUAAAGGCAUUUAUUGUUAUUAUUAUUAUUAUUAUUCAGAUCUUCAGCUCAGUACUGGAAGUUUAGUCCCUGGUGGAUUUUUUGUAUGAAUUUAUAUCAUGUCAGCUAUUUUAGUAUUGUGAUAUUUAUUUUAAUUCUGUCAAAUCAACUUCAGGACAAAACAUUGCUGCCAAAUAGUUAUUUAAAAUCGUUCCACAUGAAGCUCACAUAGUAUGGUGUGAAGAUUAAAACAUUUACUUGUGGUGAGUUACUGCAACUGUGCCACCAUGUGAUAUAUAUUAUGUAUGAUCAAGUUUAUCAAUAAAAACCUCUAGUACA
This is a messenger RNA of Haliotis rubra (blacklip abalone), 10447 nucleotides long. RefSeq names its product sodium bicarbonate cotransporter 3-like. Lineage: Eukaryota; Metazoa; Mollusca; Gastropoda; Lepetellida; Haliotidae. Gene Ontology annotation, cellular component: plasma membrane. Gene Ontology annotation, molecular function: monoatomic anion transmembrane transporter activity; solute:inorganic anion antiporter activity; sodium:bicarbonate symporter activity. Gene Ontology annotation, biological process: monoatomic anion transport; regulation of intracellular pH; bicarbonate transport. The record is from RefSeq and is a predicted model, not a curated record.